ACUGUGCUCUGAGAAAUGUCUCCGGGGUGUAAAGGAAGUGAUUCUUCGUUCCUUGGUUUCUGUUGCUAAGGACUCACUGACUAGCCCGGAGCCUGAGAUCGUCCGGGCUGUGUACUGCUGGAUGGUGGGGUGCAGGGGAGGGGGCACAUCUCUGAUCAUCUUCAGAGGAGAAGGCCUCCAGCAUUUGGAUGAGGAGCUGGAAGUGUCAUUCCAGAAGACGGUGUAGGAAUGUCUUGGCUCUCCAGUGAGAAUGGAACAGAAGCUGAAGAGCUGGAGGAUGCAUUUCAUGAUGGAGUUUCAGCUAUCACCUAUGAGUCAGACACAGAAAAGAAAGUAAAGAAGAAAAAAGGCAUCAAACCUCCUCGGUCACAAAGCUCCCCCUAUCUCUCCAGUGCCAAUCUGCACCCGAAAAAGGCACAAGUGUGGAGGUCCUUAACAGGGACAGGUCAGAUGCACACCGAGAACCCAAUGGCCAAGGUGCCAAGAAAGCUGUGGUUGGCAUCACUUAAGCAAGGCAGUAGCCUGACUCAGCCCUUGAAAUCAGACACGGACAUCGGGCAGGCUUGGGUGAAUCCUGGCAGCGGUACACCGGAGUAUCUCAAGGAAGCUCUCGGGAUGAAGAAGCCUAAAUACUCCCGCUCCUCCAGUAAUGGUUACAUCCCGGGAACUCCAGACUUUAAAGAGAAGGAGGACAUGUACGAUGAGAUCUUAGAUCUGAAGAAGUCUGUACAAGCACAUAAAUCUGAGAAUGACAUCAUGAAAACUAAACUUCGGAGGCUGGAAGAAGAAAAUAAUAGAAAAGAUCGUCAAAUCGAACAGCUGCUGGACCCCUCCAGAAGCUCGGAAUUUACGCGGAGUCUGGUGGAUAAAAGAAGUGACAACAGUUUGCUGGUAAAUAACCUCAAACAGAAGAUUCUGAAGCUCGAGAAGCAAUGUAAGGAGAAAGAUAAUACUCUCAGCAAAUUGCAGACAGAACUUAAAACAACUAGUGUGGAAGAGAUGAGAAUAGCCAUGGAGACCUACUAUGAAGAGAUUCAGCGACUACAGCUAUUGUUGGCUAAAGCAGAGACGCAAGAAAAAAAACCUCCUGCAGAGACUCGAGAGUCCCAGAAGAGACAAAAGGCCAUGAAUAUGGCUCUACUCAAACUCUCCAAACAGGUGAAGGAACUGCAGGAGGAGAACAAGAGUCUGAAAGCGGACCUGGACAGAGCCAUGGCCCAAUCACCUACCUCCACCAGAACAAAAGGGUACAACGAAUGGAGCAAACAGAGGUUGGUGAGGAAGAUCUCAGAGCUGGAAAAGAAGCUAGAGGUAGCAGAAAAGUCGAAUCCAUCGAAUACAGAACUGGACAAAUCCACUCGACUUGGUGCAAUUCCCAAUGCUGAUACAGUAGAUGGACCAACAUCCAAUCUUCAUGAAGAAUGUGAGCGGCUAAGAAACAUCCUCAAGAAAGUAAAAGAAGAUCGAUCCGCACUACAGGAGAGGCUUGCCGCCAAGGAAACAGACAUCAGAAAACUACAACAAGAAAGGGCAGACAUAGAGGGGAAGCUGCAAAAACUGAAGGACAGAAAAGACGAGAGUGAAGAAAUGAAUCGACUUCAUCAAAAGAUAAAAAGGUUGGAGGCUGAACUAGAGGAUGAGAAAAGGGAGAAAGAGGCCGCACUGGAGACUGUGAAAAAGACACCGAGUGAGGUAACAGGGUCCCGUCCAAGCUCUGCUAGAAGUCCAUCCAAUGUGACAUCUCGCAGGGGGUCUGCUGGUUCCUCUGGGGGAAGAGAGAAACAAAAGCAGCAAGAAGCAGCACAAGUGAUUCAGAAGAACUGGAGACAAUAUAAAAGCAAGAAAGAAGAGAGUCAUGACUUGGAAGAUACAACCGUGCUUCUCCAGGCAGCUCUGCGAGGUCACCUAGCCAGGCAGAAAAUGUUAUCGUCUUCGACUCCUCGUGUAAAGUCACCAAGAACAAACAGCCUGAGCAGACAGGACAGCACCGGAUCUGACGGUAAACUUUUACAAGACCCCAGCAUGGAAGAAGAGGAUCAUGUGACUCUCCUGCAGUCCACAUUCAGAGCACAUCUGACGCGCACAAAAGUGCUGGGCCAGAGAUCAAGACCCAGUGACAUGAAAGGCAGAGAGAGCCCAAUUAGGAACUCUUCCAGAGAAAGCACAAGAUCUCCGGGAUCCAGGAAAUCUUCCAAUCAAAACGCCCAAUAUUUGUUUGACAGUGACAGCGGUGAAGAGGCAAUUGAAGAGUAUAUUGAGGAGCUGGCGUCUGAAGAGGAAGAUGACAUCGCUACUAAGAGACCGCCCUCUCGUCGUUCAUUAUCAAAGCUGCAAUCAGGGAAGGUGCAACAACCGAUCAUCGAAGAGGUACAGUCUGACGAUUCGGAUGACAUCAUCGUGUCUCCAUCACGGCCAACAAGAAGGAAAGACUCAGGCUUUUAAACCAGCUGAACUCGCCCAUACAGUGCCUUCAAGAGUUCUCUUUUUAUAUAUACCGUGUCUUAUUUAUUCAGCUUAGUUUUGUUAGGGACAAACAUCCACAGAUAUCCAGGUUUUCAAUGUAUUCCUAAAUGGUCCUGGAUUUUUAAAGAGAAUCGGUAGCUGUUGGAACUCUUAUAAAUCAUUAAGUUUGAUGCAAAUUAUUACAUUUUCUUAUAUACUGUAGAUCUAUAUACAAUGGCCCAGAUUCACAGAGAGCAAGGCGCACAUUACGCCGCCGUAGAGCAAACACUGUACGC
Messenger RNA from Rana temporaria (common frog), 2738 nucleotides. RefSeq names its product IQ motif containing E (gene IQCE). The coding region runs from base 229 to 2442 and encodes 737 amino acids. The record is from RefSeq and is a predicted model, not a curated record. The transcript is spliced from 24 exons. Gene Ontology annotation, molecular function: protein binding. Lineage: Eukaryota; Metazoa; Chordata; Amphibia; Anura; Ranidae.